Messenger RNA from Penicillium manginii, 2988 nucleotides. RefSeq names its product DNA-directed DNA polymerase POL5. Bases 1 to 2988 code for a protein of 995 amino acids. NCBI's taxonomy places the organism in Eukaryota, Fungi, Ascomycota, Eurotiomycetes, Eurotiales, Aspergillaceae. Gene Ontology annotation, biological process: regulation of DNA-templated transcription. The record is from RefSeq and is a predicted model, not a curated record. Gene Ontology annotation, molecular function: rDNA binding; transcription factor binding. The transcript has 4 exons. Gene Ontology annotation, cellular component: nucleolus.
AUGGGAUUCAAACGCCGUCGCGAACACUACAACGUCGACACCAAGCUCGUAGAGAUCUAUGAAGAUCUCGCCAGCGAGAAGGAUGAGAUCCGUCUCAAGGCUGCCCAGAACCUGAUCUCGCAAUUUACCCCGGACAAGGAACCUACCGAUGAGCAGAUCAAGAAGGUUCUCCAGCGACUGUUCCGCGGUCUCUGCAGUAGCCGUAAGGCUGCUCGUGUUGGAUUCUCGGUUGCGCUCACCGAGCUCUUGACUCAGAUCUUCUCUGUUAAGCGCGAGGAUGCGGAGUUCCAAUUUGAGGAUGUGCUGAAGCUUUGGGAGUCGCUUUCUCAUUCUGCGGGUAGUGAGUCGGGACAGGAACAACGCGAUCACCACUUUGGCCGCCUCUUCGGCGCCGAAGCCCUCAUCAAAUCCGGCGUCCUAUUCCUCCCCAUCACCCCCUUCACACAAUGGACCCAGGUCCUGGAUCUGCUUUUCGAGCUCGCCCAGAAGAAGUCCUGGCUUCGGGAGGAGUGUGGUUGGGUUCUGUACCGCUGCGUGUACGAUCUCUCUGCACGACAGAUGGACGCUAAGUACCUGGAAGCUGCCAUUGAGCGCCUGUGCUCGUAUGACCUUGCCCGCUCCCCGGAGGGUAUUGCCGUUUGGCUCGCUGCGAAGGACAUGUUCCCCAAGGCCGAGUACCCCGCCAAGGUUUGGAAACACGAUGACCCGCUUGACACGAAGGAGCGCAACAGUCUAUCGAAGAUUAUGAAGGAGUCUUCUGCGGAGGAGGCGGAUGGGCAGAAGAGCAGCAAGUCUUCUGGUGUUUGGAACGCCAAGCUGCACUUUGCCUGGGAUGCGGUUCUUUCUCGAACUAGCGAUGGCAGCUCCAAGUCUUCCAAGAGCUCCAAGUCUGGCCGUUUGAGCUUUGCGGAUUUCUGGACUGAGGUUGUUGACAACGGUCUGUUUGCCUCGGCCUCUUCUGAGGAACGCAAGUUCUGGGGUUUCCUUCUUUUCAACAAAGUCCUCAAUGAGGGCUCGCCUCAGCAAGCGUCUCAGGUCUUCACUAAGAACCUCGUUCGCUGCUUGAUGAACCAGCUUGCCGUUGAAGACCGUUACCUACACCGCAUGGCCGUCAAGACUUCCAAGGCCAUGCAAGCCCGCGUUUCCAAGGACCCUAGCUUUGCUGCCCCUGCUGUCCAGGGCUUGAUGGGAACCGGCGGUGCCGUUCUCUUCGACCAAGUCACCAAGACUAAGACCGUGGAGAAGAUCGUGGCCGAUGCCAGCCCAGACGCGCUGAAGGAAAUUGUCCCAUUAUUCGAGCAACUCAUCAGCAAACCCGGUGCCGGCGAUGACAAGAGCGCCGCAGCCGACCGCCAAUUCGUUGCUGGUCUCCUCCUAUCCAUCGUGCGCGCGAAGGCUGCUACCGGUAACAAUGACUCGGAGGAGGACUUCGAGUCUGUCCUCGAGCAGAUCCUGUUCAUCUUUGUACGAUUCGCCUACUUCACAGAUAAGAAUGCCUCGUCGGCGCCGGAGCCGGCCGUGUCAGAGGCGACUCAGGAAAUGCUGCGCAACAGGGUUUCCUCUUCUCUGAACAGUCUCCUCGCGUCGCAGAAAUACGCCUCAACAAUUCCCUACGCUGUUGUCAAGCAGAUUCGCGACGGCGCAAAGUCCGGCGAGUUUGGAAAGUUCAUCAUCAACAUCGAUGAUAAGUUGCAGGAGUCUGUUAAGACUGCCUUCAAGUCUCUGAAGAAGCUUUCCAGCAAGGAGAAGAAGGGCGAGGCCUCGAGCAUGGCCGCUUUCAAGCUACUCUACUCCAUGACGGUUCUGCAGGUGUAUAACGGAGACGCCGAUGCUGUGUCCAUGCUGGAUGAGUUGGAGCUCUGCUACACUCAGUUCCUAGGCGAUGAAGCCUCUAAGAAGAACAAGAAGAGGGAUACCUCAGAUGCCUCGGAUGCGCUGGUCGAAAUCCUGCUGAGCUUCGCGUCCAAGCAGUCGCAGCUCUUCCGCCGUAUGAGUGAGCAGGUUUUUGGUGCCUUUGCCGAUCAAGUUACUGAGAACGGCUUGGAGUCUUUGAUCUCGAUCCUGGAAGCCAAGGAAAGUCUGGCUGGCCAGCAAGAAAUGUUCGACCAAGACGAUGACGACGACGUCGAAGAAGACGAAGAAUCCGGCUCAGACGCAGAAAUGAUGGAUGUCGACGGCGAAGAAGACAGCGACGUCGAAGUCAUCGAAGCCGGUGACGCCGACUCCGAUUCCGACUCCGACGACGAAGAAGAAGAAGAGGAAGAGGAAGAAGAAGACGCCGCCGAAGUCGCCGCCUUCGAAGCCAAGCUCGCCGCCGCCCUCGGCACCCACCGCGCAGACCAAGAUCUAAACGCCAACGACUCAGAAGAAGACUCAGACAUGGACGACGACGAAAUGGAACAAGUCGACGCCCAAUUAGCCAACGUCUUCCGCGCCCGCCGUGACGCUGUCUCUCAACAAAAAGACAAGAAAGACGCAAAGUCCAACAUGGUCAACUUCAAAAACCGCGUCCUGGACCUGCUAGAGAUCUUCGUCAAGAAAUCUCACUCCCGCCUGCUGACUCUGGAUCUCCUCCUCCCCUUACUCCGUCUCACCCGCCGCUCGACCGUCAAGCAAAUCGCCAACAAGGCCAACUCAGUGCUGCGCGAGUACACGAAGCUAUGCAAGGGUUCCGCAGUGCCGAAGAUCGCCGCCGACGACGAAGAUGCCGAGGAAGGCGUCGAGGCUAUCUGGGAAUUACUCCGGAGUAUCCACAAAGAAGCUGGACACAGUGGACCGCCUGCGCAUGCGACGGCUGUUAGUCAGGCUUCGCUGUUGGUGGUGAAAGUACUUGUUGCGCAUGAUAAGGGUCUUGUUGCGGGUGCUGUGGAUGUUUAUGGGGAGACAAGGAAGGAUAUGCUUCUGAGUACUAAGUCGCAUGUUCAGCCUUCUUUCUUUACGGAUUGGAAUAACUGGUGUGUUUCUGCCAGUAAGCAGUUGAAGAAUUAG